Vigna radiata var. radiata (mung bean) is the source of this 1018-nucleotide messenger RNA. Its product is annotated as glutamic acid-rich protein. The transcript is spliced from 3 exons. Lineage: Eukaryota; Viridiplantae; Streptophyta; Magnoliopsida; Fabales; Fabaceae. The coding region runs from base 191 to 721 and encodes 176 amino acids. The record is from RefSeq and is a predicted model, not a curated record.
AUAAGUAAUUUGCUGUUGUCAAAAACCCUAACUGGACCGACAAAGGGUUUAUCCUAACCGGACCGAACCCUUCUUUCCCCACUUCGAAUCUCUCUCUUCCAUUCUCUUCUUCACUCUCUUUCAGAUUUCUCCUCUCUUCUCUUUUUGCGUUUUCAUUCCUUUUUAUUUCUGAAUAUUUUAGCUUACAACUAUGGAGGAGUUAUCUUCUCUCAUUACGGUGGAGAAGACCAUGCGCACCGCCUCUGCUGUGGAGGCCAUGGCGGUGGACACAAUUCUUGUCGCCGCCAAAUCUCUCCUUUGCCUUCUCAUUCUGACCGCCGGAUCUCUGCUGACUGACAUCACCCCAGAAUUGACCCCAAUAGAUGGAAGGUUUCCUUUUGCUGAUCUCUACAAGGGAAGGCAUUCUUACCUUGUGAACAAGGAUGCCAGCGAGUCAGAUGAAGACGAAGAAGAAGAAGAUGAUGACGACGCAAAUGAUCAGGAUGAUGAGGAAGGAGAUGAAGACUUCUCAGGUGAAAGUGAGGAAGAGGCUGAGCCGGAGGAUGAUCCCGAGGCCAAUGGUGCAGGUGGGAAAGAUGGCGAAGAUGGCGAAGAUGGUGAUGAAGAUAAUGAAGAAGAUGAAGAUGAAGACGAGGACGAGGAAGAGGAUGGAGAUGAAGAUGAAGAUGAAGAUGAAGAAGAGGAAGAGGUUCCACAGCCACCUGCUAAGAAGAGGAAGUAAAAGUGUAGUAGAUGGUACAGUGUUUUCUUUUUCUGCCAUAUAAGCCCUAGCCAAUCUUAGUUCUCUCCGAACAAAAGUUUCUUUCAUCUUUCAAGUGGAGCCUUCUCCCCAUAUAAAAGUUCAAUUUAUGUGUAUUAUCUGUUAUUUGAGUUAAUUUUUGCCUACUUUAUUUAGUCUUAUCAUAUUUGUUAUUAUUGAAACCCAAUUGUAUAAAAAGCAAAACCAGAUGAGUACUGAGUCAGUAGGGCAUGUUGUGGUUUUACUUAACUUUAAUAUAAUAGAAAUGUCAGUAAUGUA